Priapulus caudatus is the source of this 6339-nucleotide messenger RNA. Its product is annotated as tyrosine-protein kinase BAZ1B-like. Bases 107 to 5266 code for a protein of 1719 amino acids. The record is from RefSeq and is a predicted model, not a curated record. Gene Ontology annotation, cellular component: WICH complex. The transcript has 32 exons. NCBI's taxonomy places the organism in Eukaryota, Metazoa, Priapulida, Priapulimorpha, Priapulimorphida, Priapulidae. Gene Ontology annotation, biological process: chromatin remodeling. Gene Ontology annotation, molecular function: histone H2AXY142 kinase activity; protein binding.
GAUCUGUGAGAGGUUCCCGCUCAAACUCGGACAAGCUCCCGCCAUUUUCAAACUUUUGGGGGUUUUGCGUGUGCUGCUAUCAAACAAAGUAAUUUUCUUGAUCACCAUGCCGUUAUUAGGGAAAAAGCUGUUUGUCCUGAAAAAGACAUCCUCGCCUAAAGAUGAUAGCAAAGUUGUGUACGUCAUACAACAUACGAAUGAAAAGUUUGCAUCAGAGAAGGAAUUUAACGAGCGAGUUAAAUUGUAUAAUGAUAAGAUAUGGACAUGUCAAUGCACCGGGCGCGUCAAUCUGACACACAAACAAGCGAUGGAGUCAGAGGCUGCUGCAAGACUUGUGCUUAAGGAGAGCUUCUCACCCGUGUUCGAAAAGCCUGUAUUAGAGCUGUCACAUCACAGCACGUCCUCAUUAGAUACACUCGUUGACACAUGCAGUGACGCACUCUAUGCGUUAUUUGUCGUCGGUGAGGAAGUGUCUUUCAAAGUCCAAAUGACGGAAGCAGUAAUUCAAGGCAGGAUUGUACAGGCAUUACCAAACAGAGGAGGGACAGCAUCACAAAAGUCUGCUGAAAAUGGAAGCAAUAGUAGUUCCCCAGCAAGUGACAAGGAAAACUCUGACCAUACAUAUGGCAAAUCUUCUUUGAACAGUCCAUCCAAAAAGGGAGCAGCUAAGCUAUUGAUGGCGUACCAUUACAAUGUACAGCUGAGGGACAAGAUAAUCAGUGGUGUGCCAGCAAGUGAGCUCAGUCGCAUUGAAAAAGUUCCGAACAAGGAUACAAUACGGUUAUUCAUUCGUGCAAAUGCCGUUCGAUUUGGAACAUCUGCCAAAGCCCCGUGGGUUGUGGAGGAAAAGCUUGUGAAGAAAUAUGGGAUCCCAGGCAAAUUUGCUGAUUUUCUCGUCUCUCCAUCCAAGAUGGCUGAACUCGGAGACAAGUCCGUAGCGUUAUCGAAAGCUAAAGCUAAUGCUAAGACCACUGACGGUAGCAAGAAGCAGCCAAAGAAGAGGCUAAACAUGGGCAAGGGUGUGACAAAAACUCGAGUAAAGGCUAACAACAAGGCAUCCUCACCUAUCAAAUAUUCAUCUAUGAAAAAAGUAUCAGUCAGUAUCAACAGAGUGGCACUGGUUCCCAGAAAGUCGCCUGCAAAAAAAUCUCAGACAUCUGCAGGAAAAUCUCCAGAGAAAACGGCAAAGAAGUUGGGAACACCUGUGAAAAGUCCUAAGAAAAAUGAGAAAUCCCCCUCUAAAAAAUUGGUAAAGAAGGUCGCGUCUACUGUAUCAAAAGCGAAAGCCAAGAACAAGAAAAAACCAGGGAAACAAGUGAAGGAAAAACAAAAAGAAAAUGAGAGAAAGAGGAAGUCGGUGGCAAAGGGGAAAGCAUCUCCUUCCAAGAAAAGUGCGACUGAGUCAACAAAGCUAAAAUCUGCAGAACAAAAGGGCAAGAGUGGUUCUUCGUCAAAGAAAAUGAAGCAGAUGACUUUACUGGACAUGAAGAUGAAACCUGGAAACAAGACACCGACAUCUUCCCCCAGUAAGCCAGCUGCACCCCGCACACCUUCCAUCGUCGUGAGGUUGAAGAGGGCAAUGAAAGAAAGUAAGAAUAAAGAUGACAAGCAAAGUAAAGCAAAGGUCACCAAGUUACUGACGCAGUGCACUAAAGAACUCAAAGAAAAUCAAAUGAAAAUUCUUCCGGAAGACAUCCGCGCAAACAUUCAGAGACAGAUUAACAUUCUUUCUUUGAGAGAGAGGCUCAAGAAUAUGUCACAGGAAGAAAAGCGGGAUUACUUUAAAAGCAAACAGAAAGAAAAAAGAGACGAACGAAGGGAGUUGGAUAAGAAAUUUGAUGAUAAGGAAUUGGCGAAUUUGGAGCCGCUACCCAUGCCUAAGUUAGUGCAGACACCGGAUGGUCUUCCUAAUGAUUUGUUUGGAGAUGUUGCCAUGGUUACUGAGUUUCUCAACUGCUAUGCCGGACUGCUGAUGCCAGAUGACCCAUAUCCCAUACAUUCAGAUGCCCUGAUGAAGGCACUUGUGGCGGGCCCGGAAGGUUUUGGCUAUCUAUCCCGUAUCCUAGUCAUCCUGCUGCAGACUCUACUCCAAGAUCAGAUUGCUGAUGGUUACAAGGAGCUGAAGCUGGCCUUGUCGGAGAUACCGCUAAACAUGUGCACCGCGUCAGAGCUAGCACGGCUCUGUCUGCGUUGCCACAACAGCAAUGAUGAUGCCAGCGACGACUCGGACGAUACGGAUGAGGAAACCGAUGUGCCCCUACACAUGGUGGAGUUACUAGAGGACAAAGAGUUCCACAGCCUAGAGGCAGAGCAGAAGCUGCAGCUUCUCGUGGCGCUCUGCAACCGCAUCAUGUCUUCUUACUCGGUCAUCAACUACAUGGAGGAGAAGCAGCAGGCCGCUCAUGAGCUCUGGCAACAGAAAUAUACAGACAGGCUGGAGCAGAAACAAGAGCGCAUUAAACUGAACCAGAAAAACAUGGAGCAGGCUUCGAAGGAGGGAAAUGUUCAGAACAGUGCAAACGGCACUUCUCCAACAGAUGAACAGAAGGAAGCCAAAACUCCCGAGGAGGAGAGUGCGGACACCAAGAGCAAGGAGAAGCCAAACGGGAAAAAAGACAAAGUGGACAAAGGAUUGACGUUGAAGCACUUCUAUGGGGCUAACGAUGUGACCGAAUUGAAGGAAGCUGCUAAAGACACCGAGGGGCCUGAUGAUAAUCCCGAAGAUUUGGCUUCAGUUGUGAGAAGGCGACGGGUGCUGGCACAGAACCAGAAGUUAGAGAAAGAGCGGCGAGAGAUGGAGUUGAAGGAAAGAGAAAAAGAGUAUCAGGCUGAUAAGAAAGAAAGGGCAAAAAAGAAAGCAUUUGAGGAUGUAACUGGCUUAGCAAAGCUGGUUAUGAGAAGGAAACCGGUGGGAACAGAUCGAAACCACAACCGCUACUGGAUUUUCAACAUGAGUUUGCCUGGUCUGUACAUCGAGAAAGGUUGGGUGCAGGAUUACAUCAAUUACACCAUCAACAAAGAAGAUAGACAAGAGGCAGAUGAAGAGGAUUCUGAGAAUUUGGAAUCAACUUCAAGUAAAGUCAUUCCGAUAUACUCUGUGGAGACGAGCACUCCCGCGACCAGCCAGAACCUUUGGUUUGUGUACGACACCCAGAAGGAGAUUGAUGUGCUGAUAGAACACCUGACAAACAAGGGUCUCCGUGAGUCGAAGCUGAAGAGAGAUCUCACAAAUAAAUACGAUGAGCUUAUCAAAGUCAUUAGUGUUGGAAAAAGGCAGCCGACGGUACUGCGGGACUCCGACGGAGACCGGGAGCUCCUGGAAGCAUUCAGACAAGAGCUUCUAGAGACCGAGGUCAAGGUCAGCCAGGGCGGGCUUGGUGGCGUGCCGAACACCGAGAAGUGGGAGGAGGAACUCUGUGCCGCCACUUCGUUGAAAGACCUGGGUGCUUGCCUAAUCAAGUGUCAGAAGUCGAUUCUGCCGAAGUUUGUCACUUGGAAGUUCCAAAGCACGAAGUCGGAGAAUUUAACCAAAGAGGAGCAGGAUGAAGGGGAAUUAAAUGAUUCUUUGGAAAAACAAAAAGAUGUAGAGAUGAAGACCAAUGGCAAGAAUAGGUGGCAGGAGGAGGUCGAGAAUUGUACCACGCUGUCCCGCCUCCACGUAUUGCUCGGGAUAGUAGAUGCCUCAAUCAAAUGGGAGAAAUCGGCAAAAAAUGCAAAUUGCAAGAUCUGCCGCAAGAAGACCGAUGCAACUGAGAUUCUACUUUGUGAUGAAUGUAACCAUGGCUACCAUAUCUACUGCCUCCGGCCUGCCCUAAGCAAGAUACCCAAGGGCGACUGGCUCUGCCCAGCUUGCGUGCCGAUCUCGCAACGUGCCUGCUCACGACGUGUCAUCAACUACAACGAGUCCAGCGGUACGCUCGAUAACGACUCCAGUGAAGACGACAACGACAGUGACUACCAGGAUCACGAUGACCAUUGCCAGGAAUGUGGUGAAGAUGAGGGAGAGUUGGUGCCCUGCGCCACCUGUUCAUCGGCUUAUCACAAGGAGUGUCACGACCCCCCACUACGCAACACACCUAGGUACAGGUGGAGGUGUUCAGCCUGUGUCUCAGGCCAAUCCAAGAGAAAAUCUAAAGCAGCCGCAAAGAGAAAAAUGGCAGCGCAGAGGCGGACCGAAAAGGAAGAUCAAACAAAAAAGAGUUCACGCACUUCCUCAGAUUCAGUACCACUUAAGACUUCGAUAGCCAAACUAGAAACUUCCAGAAGAACAAAAGGACAAGGGAAAAGCAUCGAGAAAUCAGAAGAAGUGAUUCCUGAAUCUAGGGCAUCUAGGUUAGAAAGAAGACGAAAGCUGUCUCUAGAAGAUAAAGAUGAGCUUCCUCAAACUAGGCAAUCCCGGGCAUUAAGAAGAAAGCAGUCGUCAGAAGAUGAGGAGGAGGUUGAGCUUCCUCUAUCAAGGCGAUCUAGGUCAUCUAGAGGACAAAAGCAAUCACCAGCAGAAAAUCUAGAGGAGGAGAUAGCUAUAUCAAGAACCUCUAGAACGACAAGAGGAAGUAAGCUGUCUUUUGAGGAUGGAAAAAUUGAUACUCCAAGCUCCAGCAUCACAAAAGUAGCGUCAGACAAAGAAGAUAUGACGCCUAGAAAGAUUUUGAGACCGAGAAAGGAGCAGGUGACAGAAGAGACGGGCCCCCAUUCACCGAGGGGUAGGAGCAGUAGGUCUCUUAAAAAGAAUGAAGUCGAAACAGAGGAGUCGGAGGAUACUGCAUCUACACCAGUGAGAAGUUCUACCGGCCAAUCGACAGAGGGUACCACGUCGCGUAGUAGGAAGCGGCAGCGGUCUGAUGCAGUGUGUAAUGGCAAUGCCAACAGUGAAGACCAUGCACCUGCGGCAAAGCAGCUUAGGUCACGGGAAUCCAUGGAUGCCAAUCGGCAACAGGUGUGUGCAGACUUGCUCGCAAGCGUAUUCAGCAAGAGGUACUCGUGGCCGUUCACGAAGCCUGCUGAUCUGCCUUCCCGUUCGAAGAGCAACAGCCUUGUGAGAAAGCUCAUGACACUACAGGAGGUCAAGCAACAGCUCAACGAUGGCACUUACAGCAAGCCAGAGGAAUUCUUUAAAGACGUCACGCUCGUCUGUGAUAACUUGGCUCGAUAUUUUGAGGGAGAAGAUGGAGAACAAUUGAUCUGUAUAACAAAGACAAGAAAAUUCUUCAUGGACCAGGUGCGACAAUGUUUUCCAACAAGCACAUUCCUAAAAAGUUGUAUGUAGUGAUGUUCAUAUGUAUAUUCCUGUAUAAUCCUAACUCCUAUGAUGUUUUUUGGCAUUUAGUAACUUGUUGUACAUAGAAUCAGUGUCCAGUCUGUGUCUGUGGGCAUUUGUCUUUUGCCUAAGACUCGUUUUUGGAACCAUGUUAUAAAUAACCUUUGAGUCCAGUCAGUCUAUAUUAAUUAGGAGACUACCAGCUCUUUUACACUUUUUACACAGAAAAGUAAUAAUAGUAAAUACAUUAUUGGGUGUGCGAUGCCAACUACUACAUCUACUAACACUUUGAAUGGGUCUAAAACUAAAGGAGAUUUGGUAGAUUUAGAUAGCUCACUAGCUGGCAUGCACGGAUGAAGAAUAUUUUAUAUAACCAGUACUAGCAAUCAGAAGGUUCAAAGACAGCCAGUGAAGUCUAGAAUGACAAACCUGCUGUAUGUUAACAGUAAAUCUUUGGAUACAUUCUGAAAAAAGCUUGCAAAAUUAAUGGGAUAUUUUCAGUUCAGAAUGGAUGACGCUGUGCUAUCUUUGAUAACGUGGAAGUGAGUUUCUGAUAUUAGUAACCUAGUACUGACGAAAAUGCUAGAAGUUGUCAAUUCAACGUUAUUCCGGGCCAUCGCUAUGGUCAUUUCGUACCUGCCACCACUGUAAACUAUUUAGAAUAUUUCCACAUGCAUGAUAUUAUAACUUUGUUGUAUAGUAGUAAGCUAAUGUGUUAUUAUAUAUAUUAAAUCACGGGACUAUUAAACUUUAAAAUUUAGUUUUUGUGUUGACUCCAAAUAUUUUAUCAAACAGAUGUAAUACACGAGUGGAAAAUGUGAAGUUUUUUCCAGAUUUCUAUUGGUACAUUACACACGAAUAUAGAGAUGAGGUCUCAAAGCUGCAUAUCGCAUGCAUAUUUUCUCCGUGCCCUGUCCGAGCAAAUGUUGCCCUUUCAUAGACAGAUAGUAGGCCUACACAGUGAUAGUUGACUUGCUAAUAUGUCAUUUCGUAUAUUUAAUUGUUUCGUGAGAUCGUGUGUAUUUUAAUGACAUGUUCGAGUACAGGCACAUAAUAAAGGGUUUAUGUACAUUUAAAAUUGA